AGAGAGAGUGCACUUGGAGCAGAGUUUCGCUCUGGAAUUCUCCCAGGGAGCCAUGUGAGUGCCCGGUCAUCUGCAGCCAACGUCUGAAGAAACGAACUACCACAGAGGUGUAUCUGCUCAGUUGUGAAAUAACUUUAUUAGCCGUGUUAUUUUGUUAAAACCCUGGACUAUACAUUGAUUGAAACACACGAGCUUCAAACCUUUGCCUGUUAUGGACAUGGUCCUGCUGGAGUCGCAGAAUUUCUCGGCGCUUGUCACUGCCCUCACCUCCGUUCUCUCUGUGCUGCUGCUGCUCGCCGUCUCCAGGCAGCUGUGGACCUUCCGCUGGACCAUCACGCGGGACAGAGAGUCCAAACUACCUCUUCCCAAAGGCUCAAUGGGAUGGCCGAUCGUGGGAGAAACGCUGCACUGGCUGGUUCAGGGGUCCAACUUUCACAUCUCUAGGAGGGAGAAGUACGGAAACGUGUUCAAAACUCACCUGUUAGGAAAGCCUGUGAUACGCGUGACAGGCGCCGAGAACAUCCGCAAGAUUCUGCUUGGAGAGCACAGCCUGGUGUGCACACAGUGGCCCCAGAGCACCCGAAUCAUUCUGGGACCCAACACUCUGGUGAACUCCAUUGGAGACCUCCACAGACAAAAAAGAAACAUCUUGGCUAAAGUGUUCAGCCGCGGCACCCUGGAGACAUAUGUCCCGCGGCUGCAGGAUGUUGUCAAGUGUGAGGUUUCCAAAUGGUGCUCGGACCCCGGCUCUGUGGAUGUGUACAGUGCGUCCAAAGCGCUCACGUUCCGCAUUGCCAUCCGGGUCCUGCUGGGACUCAGCAUAGAGGAGAGCCACAUGGACUACUUGUCCAAGAUAUUCGAGCAGCUCAUGAACAACCUGUUCUCUCUGCCCUUCGAUGUCCCACUGAGCGGCCUUAGAAAAGGUAUCAAGGCUCGUGAGAUUCUCCAGAAGUGCAUGGAACAGAUAAUUAAAGAGAAACUGCAAAAGCAGCAAGUGGAAGACAAGGAUGAGGAGCACAUGGAUGCUUUUGACUACAUGCUGAGCAGCGCUAAGGAGAACGGCCAUGAAUUCAGCGUGCAGGAGCUCAAGGAGACUGCAGUAGAGCUGAUAUUCGCCGCCCACUCGACCACGGCGAGUGCCUCCACCUCCCUCAUCCUGCAGCUCCUGAAACACGCAUCCGUGUGUGAGAAAGUCCGCUUGGAGCUGCUCGCGCACGGGGUGGCCGGGGACGCUCUGCGCGCACGGAGCGCGCGAGACAACGCUGAGAACCCGGUCGAACGGACCCCUCGAUCACGUGACAAUGACAUCAUAAGUGCGCGGAGAGAGAGCGCGGAGCGCAGCCAGCGAUCGAGUUGUGGUGUGCCAUAUUUAACUCUGAAGAAAGUGGGUGAGCUAAGUUACCUCGACUGCGUGGUGAAAGAAGUGCUCCGGUUCCUUCCUCCUGUGUCUGGCGGGUACAGGACGGCCCUGCAGACCUUCGAGUUGGACGGUUGUCAGAUUCCAAAAGGAUGGAGUGUUAUGUACAGCAUCCGGGACACCCAUGAGACUGCUGCAGUCUAUCAGACUCCAGACCUCUUUGACCCAGACCGUUUUGGACCUGAGAAGAAUGAAAACAAGUCUGAGCGUUUCAGCUACAUUCCAUUUGGUGGUGGAACAAGGAGUUGCAUCGGAAGGGAACUGGCUCAGAUCAUUCUGAAAACACUGGCAAUUGAACUGCUCGCCACCACUGAAUUUGAGCUAGCCUCCAAAACAUUUCCAAAGAUGCAAACAGUGCCAGUUGUACAUCCUGUCGGUGGACUGCAUGUUUCUUUCAAAUACUUACAUUCUGGUAACAGUACAACCUAGAAGCAGUGUACCAAAAUGUAAUCAUUGUGUAAGAUGUUAAAUUAAUUUUUUGUAUUAUUUUCAAGACUUAAACACUUUUAAGUUAUUUUAAUUGUGAUUAUGUGUACGACAUACACUUUCAUGGUAAACAUGCAAUUCUUCACUGAGCCUGACAAAUCUAGAGAAUUCAGUAUUUUCAAGAAAAUUUACUAGCAUGGGCACAUCAGUGAUGUGAUGGCCAGGCUGUAAACUGGAUAUGACAUGUGAUGUUGACAUGAUAUUGUAGGUCUGAUGUGAUGGUGGAGAAGUCAGGCAAAGAAACUUAAAGA
Scleropages formosus (Asian bonytongue) is the source of this 2154-nucleotide messenger RNA. RefSeq names its product cytochrome P450, family 26, subfamily C, polypeptide 1 (gene cyp26c1). Gene Ontology annotation, molecular function: iron ion binding; oxidoreductase activity, acting on paired donors, with incorporation or reduction of molecular oxygen; heme binding. Lineage: Eukaryota; Metazoa; Chordata; Actinopteri; Osteoglossiformes; Osteoglossidae. Bases 212 to 1846 code for a protein of 544 amino acids. The transcript has 7 exons. The record is from RefSeq and is a predicted model, not a curated record. Gene Ontology annotation, biological process: sterol metabolic process.